Molecule: messenger RNA, 1558 nt
Organism: Pseudomassariella vexata
Lineage: Eukaryota; Fungi; Ascomycota; Sordariomycetes; Amphisphaeriales; Pseudomassariaceae
Product: Sin-like protein conserved region-domain-containing protein
Exons: 2
Coding region: 100-1305 (401 amino acids)
Biological process (GO): DNA-templated transcription
Cellular component (GO): RNA polymerase III complex; nucleus
Source: RefSeq, a predicted model, not a curated record
CUCUCCCUGUCUGGGAGAGUCAUUUCCUUGGCCAGAUGUCCUGCAACAAGCUCAAGAUCUGUUGCAAUUCAUAUUUUUAGUCCACCGAACGACGGAAGAAUGGAGGUCGACAACCCCAGUCCUAAGCCGGAGGAGGCAAGACCCGUGGCGAGUUCCAACAGCAGCGACGACCCCGACCCAAUAAUAGCAUCCUACAAUGUUUUCACGAACCCGAGUCUCCCCUCGACGCGCAAGAUCUUCAUCCUCCAACACCCCAACAAGCAAGGCGCGGCCGCGACGUCAUACCCGUCCAUCCAAGAAGUGCGCAUCAAGCCAUCCUCUGGCAUGAUCGAAGUCGACGUGCCGUUGCCGUACCAAGACGCCGGGUUCGACCGCGACAAGGGCAUGAAAUGGGGCGGCGCGCUGCAGAAGUCCAUGGGAUCCAAAAAUGGAGGCAGUCACGGUCUGGCUGGUGGCUUUGGAGUUGGCGUGCCUCCUGCGAGAAACGGAAGACGAGGCGAGGGUGACCGCGAGAUCUACGAUUGGAGCGAGGCAGUGCGGCAAGAUAAGGUGUUACGGACGCAGACGCUGGGAGGCAUGGUGGGCAGCGGGGAGGAUUGUCGGUGGAUGGUUGGUGUAUUCAAAGGGGGAAACCUCCACCUAACCCCCGCAACCUCGGAGAUCCAACUUCGCCCCCAAAUGCACCACCUCGACGCGCAAAUCGAACAAGAGCGCCUGAACCGCCCCCGUGACGGUGGGCUCGGUCAAGGGCCCCUCGACGGCAAGACCGGGCCGACCCCAGCAGCAGCCAAGGCGAUCACCAUGACGGUCAAGAGUGCCCUGACCGGCGGUGAAGUCGUCACAGAGACCAUGACGGACCGCCUGCGGCACGUGCAGAUGGAGGCCUGGCAGCGGCUCAAGUACAUCGGCGAAGAAGAGGACGAAGCCUGGACACUGCACGACAACACGCUCCUGUUCCAGGGCGGCGCCAAGCCCGGGGAUGCCAACGGCAAGAGCAAGAUACUGAAGGCCGAGGACGCAGAUCUGGAGAAGGAGGCCGUGAAGCUGACCACACGCUGGGGCGAGGAGGAUUUUCUGCGAGCUGUUGCAGGCAAGAACCGCGAUGGUGUGCUCGAGGGCUACGGUUCGACGGCCGCGGCCGUCAAAGAUGAGGACAUUGAGUUCAUCAAGAGCGAGGAGCAUCUCGAGGGAGGCAUCUCGGCAGUAACGGGCAAGAAGGCUGCUCCGGCUGCUGCCAAGGGCAAGGGAAAGGCGACUGCGGCUGCAUCGACGGCGAAGAAGCCAACGGGCACCAAGGGGAAGUGAGACCGUGACGUGGAUCCUGGAGAAGGUACAGGUGAUGAAGUUUUCUUUCGGCGCUGUUGAUCUUCACAAGGAGUGAUGCCUAGAUCCUGUGAACUAUGAUCCCGAUUGCAGUCCUGUAGGGACUGCCUCAUGUAUUAGCUUUGUUUCUCCCGUACAGAGACAUGGAGGGAAAAGGUCGCUUGCUUGGUCCGGCAUUUCAUGGCUGCAUCUCACAUAGGCAGGCGUAGGAGGAGGUAAAAACUUGAUUUCAUCC